AAGGCCCGGACCCCUGCCCCAGUUGCUCUCCCCCGCCACCCUUCUGAGCCACCAUGGGGCUGCCGCUAGCCGGCCUGGUGGCCGUCUGCCUGGCCCUGAGCUCAGCUGGGGGUGCGGAGCUCCGGAGAGAGGGCAGGACCCGGAACCAUGGCCACAGCGUCUGCAGCACUUGGGGCGACUUCCACUAUAAGACGUUCGACGGCGACAUCUUCCGCUUCCCGGGCCUCUGCGACUACAACUUCGCGUCUGACUGCAGGGACUCCUACAAGGAGUUUGCGGUGCACCUGAAGCGGGGCCUGGGACGAGAUGGGGCUCACCCCCAGCUCGACUACAUCCUGCUGAACAUCAAAGACAACACUAUCUACCUCACCCGCCAGCUGGCGGUGCUGAACGGGGCCGUGGUCAGCACCCCGCACUAUAGCCCCGGGCUGCUCAUUGAGAAGAGCGACGUCUAUACCAAGGUCUACUCCCGCGCGGGACUCACCCUCAUGUGGAACCGGGAAGACUCCCUCAUGCUGGAGCUGGACAGUAAGUUCCGGAACCACACGUGUGGCCUCUGCGGGGACUACAACGGCCUGCACGUCUAUUCAGAGUUCCUCUCUGACGGUGUGUCCUUCAGUGCCAUCGAGUUUGGGAACAUGCAGAAGAUCAAAAAGCCUGGGGCGGUGUGCGAGGACCCCGAGGAGGAGCCCGCGGGAGAGUCCUGCUCUGAGCACCGCGCCGAGUGCGAGAGGCUGCUGACGGGCUCGGCCUUCGAGGACUGCCUGGGCCUGGUGCCGCUGGAGCUGUACGUGCAGGCCUGCGUGCAGGACCGCUGCCGGUGCCCGCUGGGCGCCUCCUGCGUCUGCAGCAGCCUCGCCGAGUUCUCCCGCCAGUGCUCGCACGCGGGCGGCCGGCCGGGCACCUGGAGGACCCCCGUGUUCUGCCCCAAGAGCUGCCCCGGGAACAUGGUUUACCUGGAGAGCGGCUCACCCUGCAUGGACACCUGCUCACACCUGGGAAUCAGCAACCUGUGUGAGGAGCACCGCAUGGACGGCUGUUUUUGCCCGGAAGGCACUGUGUACGAUGACAUUGCGGGCAGAGGCUGCAUUCCUGUCAGCCAGUGUCACUGCAAGGUCCACGGGCACCUGUACUUGCCCGGCCAGCAGAUCACCAACGACUGCGAGCAGUGCGUCUGCACCGCCGGCCGCUGGGUGUGCAAAGACCUGCCCUGCCCAGGCACCUGCACCCUGGAGGGCGGCUCCCACAUCUCCACCUUCGACGGGAAGAAGUACACUUUCCACGGGGACUGCUACUACGUGCUGGUCAAGGGCGACCACGACUCCUAUGCCCUCCUGGGUGAGCUGGCCCCCUGCGGCUCCACGGACAAGCAGACCUGCCUGAAGACGGCGGUGCUGCUGACCGACAAGAAGAAGAACGUGGUGGCCUUCAAGUCGGACGGCAGCGUGCUGCUGAAUGAGCUGCAGGUGAACUUGCCCCACGUGACUGCCAGCUUCUCCAUCUUCCAACCAUCCUCCCACCACGUCGUGGUGAAUACCGCCUUCGGCCUCAGGCUGCAGGUGCAGCUGGUGCCCGUGAUGCAGCUGUUUGUGACGCUGGACCAGGCCGCCGAGGGGCGCGUGCAGGGCCUCUGCGGGAACUUCAACGGCCUGGAAGGGGAUGACUUCAAGACGGCGGGCGGGCUGGUGGAGGCCACGGGGGCCGGCUUCGCCAACACGUGGAAGGCCCAGUCGAGUUGCCACGACAAGCUGGACCGGCUGGAGGACCCCUGCUCCCUCAACAUCGAGACCGCCAACUACGCGGAGCACUGGUGCUCCCUGCUGAAGAAGACAGAGACCCCCUUCGGCAGGUGCCACUCAGCCGUGGACCCCUCGGAGUAUUACAAGAGGUGCAGGUACGAUACGUGUAACUGCCAGAACAGCGAGGACUGCAUGUGCGCCGCCCUGUCCUCCUACGCCCGCGCCUGCGCCACCAAGGGCGUCAUGCUGUGGGGGUGGCGGGAGCAAGUCUGCAACAAGGACGUGGGCUCCUGCCCCAGCUCACAGAUCUUCCUGUACAACCUGACCACCUGCCAGCCCACCUGCCGCUCGCUCUCCGAGGCCGACACCCACUGCCUCAAGGGCUUUGCGCCGGUGGACGGCUGCGGCUGCCCCGACCACACCUUCCUGGAUGAGAAGGGCCGCUGUGUGCCCCUGGCCAAGUGCUCUUGCUAUCACCGCGGCCUCUACCUGGAGGCCGGGGAAGUGGUCCUGCGGCAGGGGGAGCGAUGCGUUUGCCGGAACGGCAGGCUUCAGUGCGUUCAGAUCCAGCUGAUCGGCCUUCGCUGUCAGGCCCCAAAGAUCCACGUGGAUUGCAACAACCUGACAGCGCUGGCCAUCCAGAACCCGCGACCCACCAGCUGCCAGACGCUGGCUGCCGGCCACUACCAGACGGAGUGCAUCAGCGGCUGUGUUUGCCCGGACGGGCUGCUGGAUGACGGCCGCGGCGGCUGCGUCGUGGAAGAGCAGUGUCCCUGUGUGCACAACAAGGACCUGUACUCCCCUGGGGACAAGAUCAAGGUGGACUGCAACACCUGCACCUGCCGGAGGGGCCGCUGGGCGUGCACGCAGGCCGUGUGCUACGGCUCCUGCUCCAUCUACGGAAGUGGCCACUACAUCACGUUUGAUGGAAAGCACUACGACUUUGAUGGACACUGUUCCUACGUGGCGGCUCAGGACUACUGUGGCCAGAACUCCUCACUGGGCUCCUUCAGCAUCAUCACCGAGAAUGUUCCCUGUGGCACCACGGGUGUCACCUGCUCCAAGGCCAUCAAAAUCUUCAUGGGGAGUCUGGAGCUGAAGCUGGAGGGCAAGCACCGCGUGGUGAUCCAGCGAGACGUGGGCCACCACGUGUCCUACACCACGCGGGAGGUGGGCCAGUACCUGGUGGUAGAGGCCAGCGUGGGCGUCAUCGUCAUCUGGGACAAGAGGACCACCGUCUUCAUCAAGCUGGCGCCGUCCUACGAGGGCACGGUGUGCGGGCUGUGUGGGAACUUCGACCGCCGCUCCAGCAACGACUUCACCACGAGGGACCACAUGGUGGUGGACAGCGAGCUGGACUUCGGGAACAGCUGGAAGGAGGCCCCCACCUGCCCGGACGUGAGCUUCACCCCGGAGCCCUGCGCCCUGAGGCCGCACCGCCUCUCCUGGGCCGAGAAGCAGUGCAGUAUCAUCAAGAGCCGGGUCUUUGCCGUCUGCCACAGCAAGGUGGACCCCAAGCCAUUCUACGAGGCCUGCGUCCAUGACUCGUGCUCCUGCGACACGGGCGGGGACUGUGAGUGCUUUUGCUCUGCCGUGGCCUCCUACGCCCAGGCGUGCACGAAGGAGGGGGCCUGCGUGUUCUGGAGGACGCCAGACCUGUGCCCCAUCUUCUGUGACUACUACAACCCCCCGGACGAGUGCGAGUGGCACUACGAGCCGUGUGGGAACCGCAGCUUUGAGACCUGCAGGACGGUCAACGGGAUCCACUCUAACAUCUCCGUGUCCUACCUGGAGGGCUGCUACCCGCGGUGCCCCAAGGACAGGCCCAUCUACGACGAGGACAAGAAGAAGUGCGUCACGGCCGACCAGUGUGGCUGCUACGUCGAGGACACCCGUUACCCACCUGGAGCGUCCGUGCCCUCCGACAAGGACUGCCAGUCUUGCAUGUGUACCGACUCCUCGGAAGUUGUCUGCCGGCCCGAAGAAGGGAAGAUUCUCAACUAUACCCAGGAUGGGUCUUUCUGCUACUGGGUGAUCUGCGGUCCCAACGGGACGGUGGAGAAACACUUCAACAUCUGCCAGCCUAUCUCGCCUCCCUCGUCCUCCUUGCCGCCCUCCACCACCCCCGUCACCAGCACCACGAGCACCACCCCCACCCCCAUCCCCAGCACAGCAACGACCAUCUCCUCAACGACCCCGUCCUCAACCACUCCCAAUGUGUGCUGCUUCUGGUCCGACUGGAUCAACGAGAACCACCCCAGCAUGGACAGCACCGGGGGAGACUGGGAGAAAUUCGACAGUGUCUGCAGGGAACCCGAGGACAUCCAGUGCAGGUUGGCCACGGAGCCAGAGCUCAGCUGGGAGGAGACGGGCCAGAAGGUACAGUGUGAUGUCUCCUCAGGGUUCAUUUGCCUCAACGAAGACCAGUUUGGAAACGGGCCGUUCGCGGUCUGUUAUGACUAUGAAAUACGUGUCAAUUGUUGCCUGCCGAUGUAUGAGUGUCCCGGGUCCCCAACCACGGCCCCAACCACCACCCCCUCAACCACAACCACCACCCCGACCACCACCAGCACGGAGACCCCGACCCCGGCCACCACCACCACCACCACCGCCACCACCCCUACCCCGGGAUCAACCACCACUCCGUGCGUGCCUGAGUGCAAUUGGACUGGCUGGCUGGAUUCAGGGAAACCAGACAACACCAAACCGGGGGCAGACAUCGAAUCUGUCGAGGUCUGUGUACCAGGCUGGGCGGCCAACAUCUCCUGCAGAGCCGCCAAGUUCCCUGACAUCCCCCUUGGGCAGCUGGGGCAGAACGUGGCUUGCGACAUCAAUGUCGGGCUGGUGUGCAGAAAUGAAAACCAGAAGCCAGGGGGAUACAUGCCCCAGCCUUUUUGCCUCAACUAUGAGAUCAACGUCUACUGCUGUUCGUGGCCUCCACACUGUAUCUCCACACCUUCCCCUGUAACCACGCUGACCUCCCCGACCACCACCACCACCAGCACGGAGACCCCGACCCUGACCUCCACCCCGACCACCACCAGCACGGAGACCCCGACCCCCACCCCGAGGACCACCAGCACGGAGACCCCGACCCCGGCCUCCACCACCACCGCCACCAGCACGGAGACCCCGACCCCGGCCUCCACCACCACCACCACCAGCACGGAGACCCCGACCCCGACCUCCACCCCGACCACCACCAGCACGGAGACCCCGACCCCAGCCUCCACCACCACCGCCACCAGCACGGAGACCCCGACCCCGGCCUCGACCACCACCACCACCAGCACGGAGACCCCGACCCCGGCCUCCACCACCACCGCCACUAGCACGGAGACCCCGACCCCGGCCUCCACCACCACCACCACCAGCACGGAGACCCCGACCCCGGCCUCGACCACCACCACCACCAGCACGGAGACCCCGACCCCGGCCUCCACCACCACCGCCACCAGCACGGAGACCCCGACCCCGGCCUCGACCACCACCACCACCAGCACGGAGACCACCCCGACCCUGACCUCCACCCCGACCACCACCAGCACGGAGACCCCGACCCCGGCCUCCACCACCACCACCACCAGCACGGAGACCCCGACCCCGACCUCCACCCCGACCACCACCAGCACGGAGACCCCGACCCCAGCCUCCACCACCACCGCCACCAGCACGGAGACCCCGACCCCGGCCUCCACCACCACCGCCACCAGCACGGAGACCCCGACCCCGGCCUUGACCACCACCACCACCAGCACGGAGACCCCGACCCCGGCCUCCACCACCACCACCACCAGCACGGAGACCCCGACCCCGACCUCCACCCCGACCACCACCAGCACGGAGACCCCGACCCCAGCCUCCACCACCACCGCCACCAGCACGGAGACCCCGACCCCGGCCUCCACCACCACCGCCACCAGCACGGAGACCCCGACCCCGGCCUCGACCACCACCACCACCAGCACGGAGACCACCAGCACGGAGACCCCGACCCCGGCCUCCACCACCACCACCACCAGCACGGAGAGCCCAACCCCGGCCUCCACCCCGACCACCACCAGCACGGAGACCCCGACCCCGGCCUCCACCACCACCACCACUGCCACCACCGCCACCACCCCUACCCCGGGAUCAACCACCACUCCGUGCGUGCCUGAGUGCAAUUGGACUGGCUGGCUGGAUUCAGGGAAACCAGACAACACCAAACCGGGGGCAGACAUCGAAUCUGUCGAGGUCUGUGUACCAGGCUGGGCGGCCAACAUCUCCUGCAGAGCUGCCAAGUUCCCUGACAUCCCCCUUGGGCAGCUGGGGCAGAACGUGGCUUGCGACAUCAAUGUCGGGCUGGUGUGCAGAAAUGAAAACCAGAAGCCAGGGGGAUACAUGCCCCAGCCUUUUUGCCUCAACUAUGAGAUCAACGUCUACUGCUGUUCGUGGCCUCCACACUGUAUCUCCACACCUUCCCCUGUAACCACGCUGACCUCCCCGACCACCACCACCACCAGCACGGAGACCCCGACCCUGACCUCCACCCCGACCACCACCAGCACGGAGACCCCGACCCCCACCCCGAGGACCCACGGAGACCCCGACCUCCACCCCAACCACAACCAGCACGGAGACCCUGACCCCGGCCUCCACCACCACCACCACCGGCACGGAGACCCCGAUCUCCACCCCGACCACCACCACCACCAGCACGGGGACUCCGACCCCGGCCUCCACCACCACCACCACCAGCACGGAGACCCCGACCUCCACCCUGACCACCACCAGCACGGGGACCCCAACCCCAGCCUCCACCACCACCACCACCAGCACGGAGACCCCGACCCCGGCCUCCACCCCGACCACCACCACACGGAGAAUCCGACCCCGGCCUCGACCACCACCACCACCAGCACGGAGACCCCGACCUCCACCCCGACCGCCACCACCACCAGCACGGAGACCCUGACCCCGACCGCCACCAGCACAGAGACCCCGACCCCGGCCUCGACCACCACCACCACCAGCACGGAGACCCCGACCCCGGCUUCCACCACAACCACCACCAGCACGGAGAAUCCGACCCCCACCCCGACCACCACCAGCACGGAGACCCCGACCCCGACCACCACCACCACCAGCACGGAGACCCCGACCCCCACCCCGACCCCGGCCUCGACUACCACCACCACCAGCACGGAGACCCCCUCCACACACACACCCACGACUGUGUCAACGACGUCCACAGAAACGCUCACACCGCCAGGACGCCCGUCAUCCACUCCACACAGGCCACCGACCACGAGCGCCACGACCUCCAGUGUGCUCCCCCCCACGCUGACCCCAAUCUCCUCCCCCAGCAUUGUUGAAACUACAGGUUCCAUCACCAGCACAGCCCUGGAAUACUGUUGCGUUUUGAAUGACACAUACUUUGCCCCAGGUGAAACGGUGUAUAACGGCACGCAUGGGGACACCUGCUAUUACGUGAACUGCUCGCUGUCCUGCACCUUUGAGUUCUUCAACUGGUCGUGUCCGUCCACACCCUCCCCAACGCCCACCCCUUCCUUGCCAACGCCGGCCUCAACACCCAAACCACCCACGUCCAUGGCAUCGAGCACUCUGGCCACCACCAAGCCCCCUGGGUGCCCAGACUUUGAUCCUCCCAGAGAGGAGAACGAGACGUGGUGGCUGUGUAACUGCACCAUGGCCAUCUGCAAAUACGACAACACGGUGGAGUUAGUGCAGGUGAAGUGUAAACCCCCACCCAUGCCCACCUGCUCCAACGACCUCCUGCCUGUGCGUGUCAUGGACCCUGAUGGCUGCUGCUGGCACUGGGAGUGCGACUGCUACUGCACAGGCUGGGGGGACCCGCACUAUGUCACCUUCGACGGGCUUUACUACAGCUACCAGGGCAACUGCACGUACGUGCUGGUGGAGGAGAUCAGCCCCACGGUAGACGGCUUCGGCGUCUACAUCGACAACUACCACUGUGACGUCAACGACCGGGUGUCCUGCCCCCGCACGCUCAUCGUGCGCCACGAGACCCAGGAGGUGCUGAUCAAGACGGUGCAGAUGGCCCCCAUAAAAGUGCAGGUGCAGGUCAACGGGCAGGCCGUGGCGCUGCCCUACAGGAAGUAUGGGCUGCUGGUGUCCCAGUCGGGCAUCAACUACGUGGUGGACAUCCCCGAGCUGGGCGCCCUCAUCUCCUACAACGGCCUGUCCUUCUCCAUCAGGCUGCCCCACCACCGGUUUGGCAACAACACCAAGGGCCAGUGUGGCACGUGUACCAACAACACCGCCGACGACUGCGUGUUGCCCAGCGGAGAGGUCGUUUCCAACUGCGAGGUCGCGGCCGACCAGUGGGUGGUGAACGACCCCUCCAAGCCACACUGUCCCCACGUCGGCGUCACCACCAAGCCCCCGGCUAGCACACCGUCAGCGGGCAGCCCCACGCCCAAGGACUGUGCUUCCCCUCUCUGCGACCUCAUCAAAGACAGCCUGUUCGCCCAGUGCCACGCCGUGGCACCCCCCCAGCACUACUACGACGCCUGCGUGUUCGACAGCUGCUUCGUGCCCGGCUCGGGCCUGGAGUGCGCCAGCCUGCAGACCUACGCGUCCCUCUGUGCCCAGAAGGGCAUCUGUAUUGACUGGCGGAACCACACCAACGGCGCCUGCUUGCUGACGUGUCCGCCUCACAGGGAGUACCGGGCCUGUGGUCCUCCAGAGGAACCCACCUGCAAGUCUGGAUCCUUCGAGAAGAACAACAGCAUCCUGGUGGAGGGCUGCUUCUGUCCCGAGGGCACCAUGAACUACGCCCCAGGAUUCGAUGCCUGCGUGGACAUGUGUGGCUGUAUGGGACCUGACAAUGUGCCUAGAAAGUUUGGGGAACACUUUGAGUUCGACUGCAAGAGCUGUGUCUGCCUGGAGGGCGGGAGCGGCAUUUCCUGCCUGCCCAAGACGUGCAGCCAGGAGCAGCCCCAGUGCACGGAGGAGGGCACCUACCCGCUCACAGAGGUCAACCCCGCCGACACCUGCUGCAACAUCACAUCCUGCAAGUGCAACACCAGCCUGUGCCCGGCGACGCCGUCCAAGUGCCCACUGGGAUUUGAAGUGAAGAGUGAGAUCACACCUGGGAAGUGCUGCCCCACCUACACCUGUGUGCCCAAGGGUGUGUGCGUUCACCAGAAUGCUGAGUACCAGCCGGGGUCGCCAGUUUACUCCUCCAAGUGCCAGGACUGCGUGUGCACCAACCGCAGGAACAGCAGCACCGAGCUCAACGUCAUCUCCUGCACCCACGUGCUCUGUGACAACUCCUGCAGCCCCGGCUUUGAGCUGGUGGAGGCCCCCGGGGAGUGCUGUGGUAAGUGUGAGCAGACCCACUGCAUCAUCAAGAGGCCCGGCAAGGAACCCAUCAUCCUAAAGCCCGGGGACAUAAAGCAUGACCCCAAGAAUAACUGCACAUUCUUCAGCUGCGUGAAGAUUCACAACCAGCUCAUCUCUUCGGUCUCCAACAUCACCUGCCCCGACUUUGACCCCAGCAUCUGCCUCCCGGGUUCCAUCACUCUCAUGCCCAAUGGUUGCUGCAAGAAAUGCAUCCCUCGCAACGAGACCAGGAUCUUCUGUUCCGCCAUCCCCGUUACCCGGGAAAUUUCUUUCGCCGGCUGCACCAACAAGGUCACAAUGAACUACUGCUCUGGGUCCUGCGGGACCUUCGCCCUGUACUCGGCCGAGGCCCAGGCCCUGGACCACAGGUGCUCCUGCUGUAAGGAAGAACGGACCAGCCAGCGGGAGGUGGUGCUGCACUGUCCCCAGGGCGGCUCGAGGAGCCACACCUACACCCACAUCGAGAGCUGCCGGUGCCAGGACACCGUCUGCGAGCUCCCGCCGGCCCCGCGCCGCGUCCCCGGCCGCUCCCGGCGCUCCAGCCCCGGGGGCCUGCGCCCAGGAGGCGCUUGAACAGGGUCGUGCCACCCAGCUCGCCCCCACCGCCCUCCGCACCCCCCACCCCUCCUGCUGACCCCCUGAGCUUCCUCACCUCCUGAGCCGGCUUCCUCUCUGCAGAUAUUUAUUUUCUGAGUCUUUGUUCAAUUCUUCGCUUUCCACAAUAAACUUGGGCAGACGCUG
Molecule: messenger RNA, 9851 nt
Organism: Acinonyx jubatus (cheetah)
Lineage: Eukaryota; Metazoa; Chordata; Mammalia; Carnivora; Felidae
Gene: MUC2
Product: mucin 2, oligomeric mucus/gel-forming
Exons: 55
Coding region: 54-9683 (3209 amino acids)
Cellular component (GO): extracellular matrix
Molecular function (GO): protein binding
Source: RefSeq, a predicted model, not a curated record